Molecule: messenger RNA, 2616 nt
Organism: Anopheles coustani
Lineage: Eukaryota; Metazoa; Arthropoda; Insecta; Diptera; Culicidae
Product: transcription factor mef2A-like
Exons: 7
Coding region: 1-2616 (871 amino acids)
Biological process (GO): regulation of DNA-templated transcription
Cellular component (GO): nucleus
Molecular function (GO): cis-regulatory region sequence-specific DNA binding; DNA-binding transcription factor activity
Source: RefSeq, a predicted model, not a curated record
AUGCAGCGCUCCAGUCCACUGUACGGUGGACCUUCGGUGACCGCGCCACCGUUGUUGGCUCCUCUUAGCAAUGCCGAGCAGCAGCAGCAGCAGCAGCAUCAGCACUACGAGACAAUGACACACCAGCAGAAUCAGCUCGGCAGUCCUCCGCAUGGCCGAGGUACACUAAAGCGGAAGCUGCCAAUCGUGGAGCUGGACAGUGCGCGCUACUCGGCCCCCUAUUCACCCGUCACGGAUGCCACCGGUGGCGGUAGUGGUAAUGGUGGGCCACUUCUGAAGACCAAACCACGCAAGGAGUCCGCCUCGACGUCGGGCGGAUGCAGCAGCGGCGUGGAGCUUCACGAGUUCCCGGCGUUCGGGCAAGCCUUUCAGGGUGUUUCGGGCAUUGGCCAGUUUUACGUGAUCGGCCCGAACGACACGAACAACAACGCGGCGAACGCCCUGACGCUCGCCGGCGACGGUCAGCAGCAUCUGCACGCGCACGGCCAGGACCAUCCGGACCAUCACCAUCAGCUAGCGACGUACAUCUACGACGUCCCGACGGUCACCGAGCAGCAUGUGGACGAUGCGACGCAGGUGAUACCGAUUACCGAGCACCAUCUCGUCUCAACCGUGCCGGUCUCGGACGUGGUGCAUCACACCAACGGUAUCGUGCUGACCGACAUCAGCUCCUCAACCUGGACCAGCACGGCCGAGCUGCUCGAUCUCGACCGCAAAUCGACUGCACCGACCCUACCGACCAACGUCCACCAGCAUCGCUACUCCAUCAUCAGUACCGAGCACCAGCACCAUCACCAUCAUCAGCAGCAGCAGCAGCAGCAGCAUUCACAACAUCAACAGAGCCACCAUCAAAACCAUCAGUCACAUCACCAACACCAGCACCACGGUCAUCAGCAUCAUCAGCAGCAGCAGUGUCUCGUUACCACGCAUCACCAACAGCACCACCAGCACCAUCAUCACCAACAACAACAUCACCAUACGAGCCAUCAAUCGUCCGUGCAGCAACUCCACAUGCACCAUCAACCGACUCCACAACAGCAGCAGCAACAGCAGUCGCCAUCUUGUCCGUCUUCGCCACGGCUACCGGCCACACCGACAACCGUCUCCUCCCCGUCGCACAAUGUCCCCACGUCACAACACCACAGCAACAAUCAACCACCGGUGGGUCACCAGUACGUACCGCAGCAGUACGCUGCCGGCGACGCUGGCAGUCCCUACGGUAGCACCGGCAACAAUCAGAGCAACACACCGGGCGGUGCCAGCUGGCCGAACCCGACGGCACAAACCGACGCAACCACGGAGGUCGCCAGCAGCCCUCGGAUGGAGCCGGCCUCAGGAGGAGCACCAGUCACCAAUGGUAAGGUCACUCUCGCGUCCCAAACGCCGGACACGCCCGAGGACUGCAAGAACCUGUCGUGGCUGCUGAACUUCAAGCUGGACGACAUACCGAACCUUUCGCCGCGCUCGAACAGAAAGCAGCGCUCGAAAUCGAAUGCUGCCGGAGGCGGCCAGAGCCAGAGUGCGGCUGAUGGGUCCACUGGCGGCAACGGGAGCCUCGGGAGCGACCACGGCGCCGUCGCCAUCGAGGAAGGUGAUCUGAACGUCGGCGAGAAUGUGACCAUUGAGAGCAGUACCGGCAAAUCACCCAAGAAACCGCCCUUCACCUACACCGAACUGAUUGAGUACGCGCUGGAAGAGCAGGGGGACCUCACCGUAGCCGCCAUCUACCAGUGGAUUUCGGAUCACUUUCCGUACUACAAAUCUCACGACGACCGUUGGAAAAACUCCGUUCGGCACAACCUGUCGAUCAACCCGCACUUCCGCAAGGGUCGCAAGUCGUCGCACGGUUCCGGGCACCUCUGGACAAUCUCGAGCCGCAACUCGGAGGACAACUUCCUCGCUUGGGAGCACAAAAAGCAACGCUUCGAGUGGUUCUUCAAGAUGGAGGCGAACGCGCGCGUCCGAGAGCUGGGUACGACCGACUCGAUGACGGACGACGAGGUGGCUGCUGCCACGGCUAGCCUGGCACAGUACGCCCCGAAGUCCCCUACGGCAGGACCCGGUAGUCCGGUGUGUCAGACCCUUGAAGCCAUAAAUCCCGCUGCUUCCGAACCAAAUCAUCACCUUCCAGUGCAGACCACGCUACAACAGCAGCAGCAACAGCAGCAGCACCACCACCAUCAUCAGCACCACCAUCAGCAACAGCAGCACGCACAUCAACAGGGCCCGCAGCAGAUCGCGACCACGUAUCAGCAUACGCAGACACUGUACGCCGACAUCAUCACCAGCGCGCAGUUCGAGGUAACUGCGACGUCGGAAGAAAUCAAACACGCUGAAGAGGACACACUCAACGGGUUCCGGCGAGGGACGGAGAUACAGAUCGUGCGCCCCACGCAAACCAUACAGACGUACGAAAUGUUGGAUACAGAGUAUAGCAUUGCCGACUACCUGAACCCGGUGCCGAAGGAGGAAAUCGUGCAGGAGUGCGGCCUGCGCUCGGUGGCGCUCGAUCCGGCCGAGCUUGGCAUCAACAUUCCGUCGGCCACCGGCCAGGACGAGGACAUCCUGUUCGACGACUUCAAUCUGAACUACUUCGGCAAUAACAUCAUGACCUGA